ACAUCGAAGUGACGUACACCACGACGCCGCGUCUCUUUGUUGGUUCCUCUAGUGGCGAGGUUUGUUGUUGUUUUCACUGCAGCUGAAAAACACAAGCGCGACGUGAUCGUUUUUGUUUUGAUCCAUUUCACAGCAAGCAAGCGGGCUAAACAUUUCAAGCCUCUACACUUGCUUGUGACACCACGAUAUCAACCUUGUAAUGGACUCAGACGAGGGCUAUAACUAUGAAUUUGACGAAGACGAGGAAGAGGAAUGCAGCGAAGACAGCGGCGCAGAGGAACCGGGGGACGACACCCUGGAGCUAGGCGAGGACGAGGUGGAGCUUGUCGAUCCCGCAGAGGCUGGAGGGGAGCGGGACGAGGGGUUAGAGACCGGGGGAAGUGGCCAUGGCCCUGGGCAAGAGGAAGAGGACUACCGAUUUGAAGUGCUGACUGCUGAGCAGAUCCUUCAACAUAUGGUGGAGUGUAUUAGGGAGGUGAACGAUGUCAUACAGAAUCCUGCAACCAUCACCAGAAUCCUUCUUAGUCACUUCAACUGGGACAAAGAGAAGCUAAUGGAGAGGUAUUUUGAUGGCAACGUGGAUAGGCUGUUCUCAGAGUGCCAUGUCAUUAACCCCAGUAAGAAGUCGAAGACCAGAUUGAUGAGCACCAGAUUGUCUGCCCAGGACCUGCCAUGUCAGAUUUGCUAUCUGAACUACCCCAACUCGUAUUUCACUGGUCUGGAGUGUGGACACAAGUUCUGCAUGCAGUGCUGGGGAGAUUAUCUAACAACCAAAAUCAUAGAGGAAGGAAUGGGACAGACAAUCUCCUGUCCGGCCCAUAGUUGUGAUAUCUUAGUGGAUGACAACACAGUCAUGCGUCUCAUUACAGACUCUAAAGUGAAGCUGAAGUACCAACAUUUAAUUACCAAUAGUUUUGUAGAGUGCAAUAGACUGUUGAAGUGGUGUCCUGCUCCUGACUGUCACCAUGUUGUCAAGGUCCAGUAUCCAGACGCCAAGCCUGUCAGGUGCAAGUGUGGACGACAGUUCUGCUUCAACUGUGGGGAGAACUGGCACGACCCUGUCAAGUGUAAGUGGCUGAGAAAGUGGAUUAAAAAGUGUGACGAUGACAGUGAAACAUCCAACUGGAUUGCAGCUAACACCAAGGAGUGUCCAAAGUGUCAUGUGACCAUCGAGAAGGAUGGCGGCUGCAACCACAUGGUGUGUCGGAACCAGAGCUGUAAAGCAGAGUUCUGUUGGGUCUGUCUGGGGCCCUGGGAGCCUCAUGGGUCCGCAUGGUACAACUGCAAUCGAUACAACGAGGAUGACGCCAAGGCUGCUAGAGACGCCCAGGAGCGCUCCAGAGCAAUGCUGCAGAGGUACCUGUUCUACUGCAACCGCUACAUGAACCACAUGCAGUCGCUUCGCUUCGAGCACAAGCUGUACGCCGGAGUGAAGGCCAAGAUGGAGGAGAUGCAGCAGCACAACAUGUCCUGGAUUGAGGUGCAGUUCCUGAAGAAGGCCGUGGACGUGCUGUGUCAGUGCCGCUCCACUCUCAUGUUCACCUACGUCUUCGCCUUCUACCUCAAGAAGAACAACCAGUCCAUCAUCUUCGAGAACAACCAGGCGGACCUUGAGAACUGCACAGAGACGUUGUCUGGAUACCUGGAGAGAGACAUUUCCCAGGAUUCCUUGCAGGAUAUCAAGCAGAAAGUACAGGACAAAUACAGAUAUUGUGAGAGCCGGCGGAGGGUCCUUCUACACCAUGUACAUGAAGGCUAUGAGAAGGACCAGUGGGAGUACAUAGAGGAUUGAGGACAGGUCUCCUCCUCCACAACAGGAACUGAAUCUCAGAGUAUCUGUCCUCCAACUAUAUUGGUCUGUUCUUUGCCCUCUGGACCAGCUUUACAGAGAGUCUCUGUGUUCUAUAAAUGUUCCUUUCUACACCAUGGACUGUCUCAAGAGAAUGAACUAUCUCUUCCCUCUACCUGUUCCACAGCACAGCUCCUUGGAAUAUCUCUGGUCUAGAAUAUCCCUGCCCUCUAUGUUCACCACAAUGCCAAUGAAUAUCUCUGGUCUAGAACAUCUCUGCUCUCUUUCACCACAACACCACAGAAUAUCUCUGUUCUAGAAUUUAUCUGCCCUUUCAUCUGCAGUUGCAUUUCUUCCUUCCUGGUUUUCUUUAGUGUGAACUUCAAAACAUGAAUCAUAUUUCAAUAAAAACUGGUAGAAUAUUACAUAUUAAGCGCGCAUCAGAAUUGUAAGCCGCAGGGUGGUGUGUGACAAGCAAGAAAAGUCUAUGUACAGAAAAACACUGUCUCCCCUCAGAUAUCUUCCUUCUGAAUUCUCUUGGAUGCUUUCUUCUGAUUUAUAUUUAUAUACAUCUUCAAUUGUCCUGGCAGCUGUAUGUCUGAAUGGCUGAAUGGAGAUUGCCUGAUUUUUAAGGGGCAAAACAUUUUUGGAACAAAAACAAUAGCUAAACAUUUACAAGGAAAAUAGCAAAUCGUAUUUUUUAAUUUGUAAAUAAGGCAUAACGUAAGCAUGGAAGUUAAAGAGCAAAAAGUGGCUCAUAGGUUGCAUUUUUUUAAAUUUAGAAAUAUUUAUUCUUUAACAAUAUUCCAGAAACUCCAUGAUUUGCUGUAUAUUGUCCACUGGUGGAGACUGGGAGUGUUAAGCAGUUAUUCUUGUCAGUACAGCAACUUCUCUACCCUCUAUUUGUCCAUGGAUGUGGCCAAUAAGUCAAUGGACAUCCAUACAAGCAUCAUCCUCAAGCCUUUACCUCAACAUUGUGUGAAAUACAGAUACAAAUAAUAGACAAAAUGUUGGCUAAUUUGCCUAGAUAGAAAUAAGGACAUUUCAGGUUUUUUGUCCAUAGCAUUUCAAUUGGCUUGGUUGAGUUUCAUUAAGCUCUUUACCAGAUCAGUAGAGCUUUAGAAAAGAAGCACUGCACCAGACAGAAAUACUUCACCAGGCAAAACCGACUGCCCUUGACAAACAGACUGCCUUUGACAAACCGACUGCCUUUGACAAACAGACUGCCCCUGACAAACAGACUGCCCCAGACCGAAGACAGACUGCCCCAGACCGAAGACAGACUGCCCCAGACCGAAGACAGACUGCCCCAGACCGAAGACAGACUGCCCCAGACCGAAGACAGACUGCCCCAGACCGAAGACAGACUGCCCCAGACCGAAGACAGACUGCCUCAGACCAAAGACAGACAGCACCAGAUAGUCCAUUAACCCAACAAAGGGCCAUUGAUAUUGGAAGCUUUAGUCUUAGGUAUUCAAUCUGAGUGUGGAUUUGUGCAAUGCACCAUUUCAAGUUAUUUUCUGACUAAACCAACAUAUGCAGCCUUUACGGUGAAUGUGGUCUCUGCAAUUCACCGGAAGAAUGCUUUUAAAAUGUGCAUUUCUGACAAAGCACAAUGGUAUUGAAUGCUGGCCAUAUAGUUUGUGUGUGUGUGUGUGUGUGUGUGUACACACACACAUCUACAGGAUCUUACUGAAAAACUCACAAAUUCAACCAAAUCCAAAAUUGCCAAAGUCAGUUUGGACAAAAAGUUACAAUGUGGACGACAGAAAAAAAACUACACCCGCAAUAUUUUGUGUUUGUCACCACUGAUACAUUUUGCAAUUAAAUAGACAUAAAAUGGUCUUUUGGCGUUCCACUGAAGGUUAGGACUACUAUUAGUCUUAGUACAUUAAAUCACAUGUUUUUUGCUUCUCUAUUUAAAAUGUAGCUUUGUCUCAAAUUUUGACCUUUUUUAACAAAUUGACGCAUUUUCAUUUGCUUGGUCAAUUUCAUGGAAAUUUGCAUUUGGAUGAAUUUGUGCAUUUUUCUAGUUAGAUCACAUUGAUAUAUACACACAUUCAGUUGCUUCAGAAAGUACUCAGACCCCUUAACUUUCAACCCUCUAGUUUGUGUUAGAGACUUAAUUUAUAAUAGAUUUUUUUGCCAUCAAUCAAACCCAAUACCCCCAAGGUGAAAACAUUUAUUUACAAAUUUAAAACAUAAAUAUUUAAUUUAGUUCAUACACUUUGCUCAGUACUUUGUUGACGCUCUUUGGCAGCAAUCACAGCUUUGAUUCUUCUUGGUUAUGCCUCAACAAGCUUUGCACAUCUAGAUUUGGGCAGUUUCUGCCAUUCUUUCUUGAAGAUAGUCUCUUGCUUUCUCAGAUUGUAUGAGAAGCGUAAUUGAACUGCAAUAUUCAGGUCUUCUCACAGAUGUUCAGAUUCAACUUCGGCCUUUGGCUGGGGGUCACACAAGGAGUUGGCUGGGCCCCGCUGCAUUUAGCUUUUUUCCUUCCAUCCCUCAAUUCUGACCAUUCAGUCCCUGCUGCUGAGAAGCAUCCUCACAGCAUGAUGCUUCCACCACCAUGCCUCGCCUUAUGUAUGUUAGUAACCUGGUGAUGAGCAGUACCUUUUUUUUGCCAGAUGUAGUGUUUGGCAUUCAGCGCUAAUAUUUCGAUUUUGGUCGCGUCAGAUCAAAUAAUAUAUUUCCUCAUGCUCUGAGUCCUUUAAGUGCUGUUUGACAAACUCCAGGUGACAUGUCAUCUGCCUUUUAUUCAGGAGUGGCUUCCGUCUAGCCACUCUACCAUGAAGACCUGGAGUGAUGGAUUGCUACAGGGAUUGUUGUUCCAGGUUUUCUCAUACCUGCAGAGAAAAACUCUGAGGCUCUGUCAGUUUCUUCGGUCACUUCCCUGAACAAAACCCUUCUUCCCCGGUUAUGUAGUUUGGUUGGGCGGACAGCUCUAAUGAGAGUCUUGGUGGUUCCAAAAUUCUUGCUUUUAACACUGCUUCAAGUAACAUUAAACUUUUUUUAAUAUCCUUCCUGGCUUGGUAAAGAUAUAUCUUUCAGCACUGCAAUGACCCCAAGCACUUAGUCAAGACAAUGCUGGAGUGGAAUUCAUGGCUUGGUUUUUGCUCUGACAUCUACUGUGACGUGUGGGACCUUAAAUAGACCAGUGUGUGCCUUUCUAAAUCAUGUUGAAUUUGGCACAGAUGGACCCGUUUUUAAUUUUCAAUUAAUUGGCACAUAUUCCUAAAAACAUGUUUUCACUUUGCCAUUACGGGAUAUUGUGUAUAUUGAUGGAGAAAAAUGAUUAUCUUUCUAUCCAUCAAUCUAUAUAUAUACACACAAGCAUACAUACACACAAUCACAGACAAACACACAAGGACAAAUGCAUUCUUAGAGGCUUAGUGUCAUGCAGUAAACUAAUCCUUUCCUGCACGCUUCUUCUCCACUCUUUUGCUGUCUCUCAACUUUACUCUAAUGUUUAACAUGUGUAUAUGACACAAGUAAUUAUUUUUCAGCGCAGAAUUGAGGCUUUUGGCUAAUAGUGAUACUGAUAAAAAAAAAGAAGGCAAUUUUGUUUGCUCAGGUGGAGGAGAGAAAUCCAUUGGCUGUGAAUGACCAUCUCUGGAACUUCGUGACUUCGUGACACUGCUGUCAUGCUUCUCUGUAGGGCGUGCUGAAUUUACAAUAACGUUGACAAUGGCAAUGACCUAUCCAGUUUGCACUUUAAUGUCGUGUUGGGGUCCUGGCACAGUCUGCUUGUCAGCCCUGUCCUUGGCUGGCCUAGUGACAGGAUCUGGUAACCUCCAUAGGAGUUGUAAGACAGCACUAGAAGAUGAGGCCGUAUCCACCAAGAUGAUCUAGGAAGCUGAGUUUUAGAUCAUAAUGAAUCUGUCUGUAUCAUCUUAUUCAUUACCGGUGUAACUUACAGAUCCUAGAUGAGCACACUGAGACGCUGUUGAUGUGGCCACUGGCUAGGGCGGAAUUUCCGAGCUACAGCUGUGUAGUCAUGGAGGUCGUUUUGUUCAAAGUUUUGUUUUAUAAGGGUUUUUUGUUGCCCCCGAACAGUUUCUCUUGUCUGAGAUGUCUUUGUUUUCAACCCAAGAAGGCUUUUUGUGUGUUCAAUUAAUGAUUAAGAAAGCAUAGUUAAACAUUUACUGUUCUGAGUAAAAUAUCCUUACUUGGAAUAAUGUGUGUCAGUUGAGUAGAACUAGCUCUCAACUGAAAGGGUUUCGUGUUUUGAUUAUUGGAGAUAGCAUCAAAGCUAGAAGUUGCGCCAAUUUUAAUUUCACAUAAUGACCAUAGAGUUGGAUAGACAGCUCACUUAUCCUGUUAUGGUGUCUUCGACAGCAGUGGCAGCACCUUUAAGGCAUCUUUAUUUUGAAGUAGUUUAAUUGUUAUUAUCAUUUAGUGUUUGUAAAAAGGGUAUAUUAUAGUGAUAUACCACCACCACCACCAAUGAUUAGACAUUUAAUGGUUAGUCCCAAGUCAAAGAUUUGUCGGUUUUGCUAUUCUAUUUCUAAACAGUUCUUACUCAAAAAUCUCUGAAUUGGUUUUUGCUAGCUCUGAUAAAUAGCCCCCUGUUAUAAGUUGUUCCGAACCUAUGACUGGGGAAGCCCUCAAUGAAAAAAAUUAAAUAAAAAAAGUGUACAUAUAUUAACCUGCUAUGGUAGACUACAGUUCUCUAACUUUCUCUAUGGUUAACUUGUGUCAAAUGAUGUCUCCUUUAUGUUACUUGGCCCCGAUGACUAAAUAAUGAUUUGAUUUGAUCGAUUUUAUUUUAAACAGAUGUUUGUUUUUAGGCUGUGUCUUUCUGGCAGGUGCUGCCGUGUGUUCAGCGUCACACGUCUAUGAGAAACAUAAUGAGAUCAACCAUCUCUAGCCUACAGCCUUUUUGUCCCAGAUUACUCAGUUAACCCUGGUCCAAACUAGUCCCUAUGACAUGCAGAGAAAAGAGUGCCAUUUUUGGACGCGUCUAGCAUUUCAUGUUCUGUUUUCAUUAUCAUGUCUCUACACUAUGCUAGCUAGUCAUCAUGUCUCUACACUAUCCUAGCUAGUCAUCAUGUCUCUACACUAUUCUAGCUAGUCAUCAUGUCUCUACACUAUUCUAGCUAGUCAUCAUGUCUGUACAAUAUGCUAGCUAGUUGUCAUCAUAAUAUAUGUACAGUAUGCUAGGUAGUCAUCAUGUCUCUACCGAAUGCUAGCUAGUGUUCAUUAUCAUAAUAUAUGUACAGUAUGCUAGGUAGUUAUCAUCUGUACCAAAUGCUAGUUAGUUGUCCAUCAACAUUUCAACUUAACAUUCAAAAUAACAUCAAAAGCAGCUUCUUCCACUUGGUUAACCUUUUUCUACAUACAUUAUCUUUUCUUUAUGCUUUAUUAAAAAUGUUGUAUUUCUUAUUUACAUAGUGUAUACAAUGUGAAAGAGAUUAGUGGUUUGUUUUUGGACAGAAAAGACAUAUUAAAGCUAAGAAAUGUUGCAAAAGUAA
Molecule: messenger RNA, 7260 nt
Organism: Esox lucius (northern pike)
Lineage: Eukaryota; Metazoa; Chordata; Actinopteri; Esociformes; Esocidae
Gene: arih1
Product: ariadne ubiquitin-conjugating enzyme E2 binding protein homolog 1 (Drosophila)
Exons: 14
Coding region: 200-1792 (530 amino acids)
Biological process (GO): protein polyubiquitination; positive regulation of proteasomal ubiquitin-dependent protein catabolic process; ubiquitin-dependent protein catabolic process
Cellular component (GO): nucleus; ubiquitin ligase complex; cytoplasm
Molecular function (GO): ubiquitin protein ligase activity; zinc ion binding; ubiquitin conjugating enzyme binding
Source: RefSeq, a predicted model, not a curated record